AUGGCACCUUCAAACACCUUGUGUAUGAUACAGUCCGAGGUGUCCCUUAUGCUUACUGCACUUCGAUGCAGUCAUAGGAAUUCUUUCAGGGUGUAUCAGGAUGACAGCAAAAAGCCACUAUUGCUAAGUUUCGGUCAGCUGAGAUCUAUUUUAAAUGUAGCGACAAGCGUAAAUGAACUAGAACCAUUGGUAUAUCUUACCCCAUUUCUUGAGGUUAUUCGUUCAGAGGAUACAACUGGCCCAGUUACGGGUUUAGCAUUAACUGCUGUGGACAAAUUUUUGUCGUAUGGACUUUUGGAAUUACCUUCGGGAAAACCAGACGAAUUACCUUUGUCUGGGCCUGGAUCGUUAAGUUCUGUCGCCAUGGCAGUAGAAGCAAUUGCUGAUGCUAGUACUCAAGCUCGUUUUGUAGGAACAGAUCCACGUUCAGCAGAGGUUGUAUUAAUGAAAGUUUUGCAUUUGCUACGAACACUGUUGCUUGUACCCGCUGGCACGCUUGUUUCAGAUCGAGCUGUUCGAGAAAUUUUACAGAGUUGUUUUCGUAUAUGUUUUGAGCCGAAAUUGAGUGAAUUACUUAGAAGAACUGCUGAAUUGUGUUUAGCAUCUAUGAUUCAAUUAUUUUUCAGUCGGUUACCAACUUUGGCUGGAUUCAAAAUAGACCGAAAUAUACAACAAUCAGUCAAUUCGUGUUCUGACAUUGAAACAACGGUAAUGGAUAAACAGCCUUCACAAAUUGCUAUGUCCGGUGGAACUAAUCAAACUUCUAUGGAGUGUUCUGAUGAUAGUAAUGAAGCUACUCUCAUAGUAAAAAAUGAAGCAGUAAAUGAAGAAAUUCCUUGUGAAAUGUCAGUCUGUCCUAAUGAUGAUGAUCUAGGCAAUUCCCAAACUGCUUGUAAUUUUUCUCAUAAUUUAGGCGAUCCAAAAAGUGGUUCCAACCACUCAGCCGAUUCAAAUCAAAUAGAAUUUGUCGACCACGAUAAAGCUGCCUCAGCAUUUGACUUUGGUGUUCAUCAAUCAUCUGAUCCGAUUGCUACUCAAUGUGCACAGUCACUGUCUGCUGUUAGCCCAAAUGAUGAAAAUAAUACUAAUAAAUUAACUGUGCCAUCGACACAAUCAGAUACAUAUUUGGAUGAAUAUCAACCUGUUGAUACAAGUCAACCACAACCUUAUACUAUUGCAGCUGUAUAUGAUUUGUUAUCCUACCUUAUAUAUUCACUUUCCCCUGUACAUAAUAAUGAGAGUGUGAUAUCUAUUUCUUUGGGGCUUAUUACUAUUGCACUAGAAACAGGCGCUGAUGCUAUAGCUAACAGUCCACGAUUAUUACAGUUAGUUCGAGGCGAUUUAACUAAAUAUCUAAUGUUGCUUUUAUCUUCCGAGGAUGUUUGGCAGUUCGCUGCUACCCUGCGUGUAUGUUUCUUGUUGUUCGAAUCUAUGCGAAGUCAUCUAAAACUACAAAUGGAAGUCUAUUUACAACGUCUAACAGCAAUCUGUUCAUCAGAUAAUGAGUCAACAGGAUAUGAAUUUCGUGAAAUUGCCUUAGACUCGGUAGUUCGCCUUUUUCUUGUCCCAGGUUUAGCUACUGAACUCUAUGUGAAUUAUGAUUGUGAUCCGUAUUGUUCAAAUUUAUUUGAAGAUAUUACAAAGAUGUUGGCAAAAAAUGCCUUUCCUGUUGAACGUCUAAUGGGUACACAUUUAUUGGCACUAGAUGCAUUACUUGUUGUAUUGAAUACAAUUGAAAUUCAGUGUAGUACACCAUCAGUACCUGUUCAACCAGCAGCAUCAUCCGUCAUGAUGAAGACGACAACAAAUCAAAACCAAACAGAUAAAUCAACAAAUCUGUUCCGUUUUUUACCGCUUUCUGAUAGUACUAACAAAUGUAAAUUACGCUUAAAUAGACACUUUGUCGAUUCAACGAAAUUACCAUCUCGAGAGGAAUUGAAUGCAUCAAAAGCUAAAAAGAAGUUAUUAAUGCUUGGCUCGGAUCAGUUCAAUGUGAAACCAAAGCGUGGAAUAGCAUUUUUACAAGAACAUAAUAUUUUACAAAAGCCAUUGAAUUAUGAUGAGCUGGCCGUGUUUCUUCGUGAAAAUCCACGUCUAGAAAAACGUAUGAUCGGUGAAUAUAUUAGUGAACGUGAGAAUGUGGAUGUUUUAGCAGCAUUUGUUAGACAGUUUAAUUUUGUUGGAGUUCCUAUCGAUGAAGCUCUUCGUGCCUAUGUAGAAGCAUUUCGUCUACCUGGUGAAGCACCACUAAUUCAAAGGAUUAUGGAACAUUUUGCCGAACAUUGGUAUAAAUCAAACAAUUCUCCAUUUGUUGAUGUUGAUGCAGCUUUUACACUGGCAUAUGCCAUAUUAAUGUUGAACACUGAUCAACAUAAUCCAAAUUCUAAACGACAAAAUGCACCAAUGCGUAUGGAAGAUUUUAAGAAAAACUUAACUGGUAUGAAUGGAAAUCAAGAUUUUGAUCCAAAACUGUUGGAAUCAAUUUUCAAUAAUAUUCAUAACAAUGAAAUUGUCAUGCCUAUUGAACAGACAGGUUUGGUUCGUGAAAACUAUUUAUGGAAGUGUCUACUUCGGCGUUCAUCAACAAAACAAGCACAGUUCAUUCAUCUACAGACUGGUGUAUUGGAUGCUGAUUUAUUUGAAUUAAUCUGGGGACCGACAGUAUCAGCAUUAUCGUUUAUCUUUGAUAAAACUACAGAUCCUGAAGUUCAGAAUAAAGCGGUCGAUGGAUUUAAUCGAUGUGCAACUAUAGCUGCUUAUUAUGGAAUGAGUGAUGUUCUAGACAAUUUAGUUAUUUCAUUGUGUAAAUUUACAACUUUAUUAACUGCCAAUGAUAUCAAUCCUACAAAUUUGUCUGUUCUGCUUGGACGUAAUACAAAAGCUUGUCUGGCUCUACGCUUAGUAUUUAGUAUCUCUUCGAAACACGCAGAUAUUCUACGCUAUGGUUGGCAUUCACUAUUAGACUGUCUACUUCAAUUAUUUCGCGCAAAUCUUAUACCCUAUGAAUUAUUGGAAUCACAAGAUUUUCUAGCUUCAUCACGAAAGGUCUAUGUUACAACUGAAGGUUGCAUACCGAUAAAAAGUAGGUCGAAGUCUUCACGUCAUUCGUUUAAACGUAAACAGAAAACUUCCCAUUCACAGAAUACUAAUUCUAAUCGGGAACUAGGUGUUUUUAGUUCAUUCUAUCAGUAUUUAACAACUGGAUCAACAUGGAUUGCUUCAGGUGAUGAAGAAGAUGAAUCAAAGGAUGAUGACAGCGAUGAUGAUGAUGAUGAUGACGAUACCGCAGAUGGCAACGACGGGAUUUUGUUGAAUAAAAAAGAUCAUGGUAUAUCUUCAUCAUCUCGUGAUUGUAAAUCAUCAUCGAAGGGUAAUAAUUCACCAGAUAGCGGAAUAUUUAAUCAAAAUGAAAGCAAAUUAUUCAAUAGUAUAAUCAGUCAGAAUAAUUUAUUAUCAUCCUCGGUUAAUCGUAGUGGUGGUCAACUGGAUGAACAGACAGCGACUCGUUUUGCUUCAGAAGUUGUUUUACAAUGUCAUAUUGCACAAUUGAUUGAAGACAGUAAAUUUUUGGUUGACGCUUCGUUAAUCGAAUUAAUCAAAGCUUUGUUAUGCGCUACACGCGGAGAUGUUCAUGCUACACUACCGAAUAAUUUUGAUUUUGAUUCUAUGUUUUCCAUGGAUGGUUUAUUGCAUAUUACUUCUCAUUCAAUACAAAAUAGUGUCAAUUCUGAUUCAGGGUUAUCUGCAUCUUUGUCCACUACUGGUUCGAAUGGUCAAACCAGCGGUUAUACUUAUGAAGCCAUUCCAGGUGUUCCAACACAACAAUACUAUACUUCAUUGCAGCAGAAUUCCCUUUCUUCAACUUCACCACCAUUACUUCAGUGGAUUGGUAGUGCCAAUUCCACUGCAUCUUAUUAUUCACCGUGUAAUUCUGCAAGUGAUGGUAGCUCUUCGUUAGAUGACUGUCGUGUAUUCUGUCUUGAAUUGCUUAUUCGUGUUUUAAUGCAUAAUCGUGAUCGAUUGGCUGGAUUUUGGUCUUUGGUAAGAUACUAUCUAGCUGACCUGUUGCUAUCUACACGUCCACCGAAUCUUCUCGUUGAAAGAAUAAUUGUUGGCUUUCUUCGUUUAGCCAUCUGUCUGUUACGUCGACAUGAAGUAACCAGUCAAAUAUUUGCAACAUUGUAUUGGCUUCUUUUAAAUCAUGGUGAACAAUUGAUGUACUGUAUUAAUGCAAAAACAAACACAUCAUCUUCAACAUUGAAACAGUCAAGUGGUGGUGGUGGUGGUAUCACCUCACCGAAAAUGUCCAAUUCACGUAGUGUCAAUAAGAAGUCUUCUACUGACGGCGUUAACAAUCUUGACUCUAUGCUAUUAAUGCUAUUCAAACAAGGUUCACGUGUCGGUCGACAGGUGAUUUCUGGUUUAACAGAUUUGUUAAGAAAUCAUGCUGCUGAUCUACCAGAUCCAACUACAGAUUGGAAGCUUAUCUUUGGCUUACUAGAGGUUUGUGGUGCUGGUCGACGAGCGAAUAGCAUUAUACAAAAAGGCGGAAGUGAUAAACUGAUUUAUGCUAGUACAGAUGAGCUGGAAACAGCGACGCCUGAUAAUAGUCGACAGUUGUUUCAUACAGACAUGCAUGAAUCAAAUCGUGGUUAUACCAGCGAUAGUGAAACACUUCGUACUGUUCAUGAUCUACCACCACCUGUAACAAGUACUUCGUCUCUACAGCUAUCCAAUACACAAUAUGGUAAAGUAUCAGAAAUAGUCAAUGAACCGAAUAUUCCAAUCAAUUCAUCAUCAGAAGUAGACACGACAACGCUUGAGAUGAAUAAAAAUGGUUUUUCAGAAUCCUAUGAAGUAUUAUCCAAGCUGUCAAUUAGUGAAAUACAAAAUCCUAUCAUGGAUAAAUCAUCUUUGUUUACCACUCCAUUGGCGUUAAGUUAUGAAGUGCCUAUAGGGUCACGUGAUCCCGUGACAUUAGAACAAGCAACUGAUUGUUUAGCCUUUUUAGUUCGUGAUCCAGCUCAUAUAACACCGGAUAACUUUGAGUAUGCUGUUCAAGCUUUACGAGUUUUUGUUGAAGCGUGUCUUCAUCGACCACCAAAAUACACCAAUAAGAGUCGUCUGUCAGAUACGCAUAGCAGUGCAAAUAAAAUCAAUUCAGAUACACGUCGACCUCGAUCUGAUUAUCCGAGAAUUUCAUCAAAUCGUCAAAUGCAUCAUCACCAUAAUCAACGUCAUCGUCAUUAUGCUUUGUCCGAUUCAGAUACGGAUAAUGAAUAUCAUGAGCAGGAGAAAUGCAGAAAAACCGAAAAUGGAAUUUUGUUCACUGAAACGAUGUUGAGUCCUGUGACCAGUGUUAUUGCUAUUCAGCUACUUGAUCUGAUCAGUAUAUUGUUCACACGAGCGACAUCAAUAUAUACUGAAUGGACCAAAAUGAGCUCUGAUAGAGUAACACCAUCAUAUGCUGCAACAAAUGAUGACGGUGAUGUUGACAGUGAUAACACCCGUGAGAUAGUGGCUGAAUCUACACUAACUAAUGCGGAUCGAUUAAAUCUAGAUCAUUUAUGGACUAACUGUUGGCGACCUUUACUUCAAGCUACAGCUAGACUUUGUUCCGAUAUUCGUCGAGAUGUUAGAACAGAUGCAUUGAGUUAUCUACAGAAGGCUUUACUCUCACCAACAUUACAUUCAUUAAAUGGUAAACAGUGGGAAGAUUGUUUCGAUAAGGUUCUCUUUCCAUUAUUAUCUGGUUUCCUAGAGAGCAUUGCACUUGAAGAAGCUAUUGCUGCAAACUCACAAAGAGUGAAUAACAUUGGUAGUGUUGGGGCUGGUGGAACUACUAAUCAUAACUCAAAUAGUACUGGGUAUGGUUAUCACUUACAUACUGUGGAGUUUGCUGAUCCGCGUAUGCGUGCUAUCCCUUUAUUGACCAAAGUCUACCUGCAGCAUCUUCGACCCUUAUAUGAAUUGGAUACCUUCAAUAUACUAUGGAUACGGAUGCUUGCAUAUAUGGAGCGUUAUAUGCUUGCCAGUAGUUCUGAUUCAUUAACGGAUGCUGUACGUGAAUCUCUAAAGAAUGUACUGUUAGUUAUGUGCACUGGGACGCAUGACAUCAAUCCAAUUUUAAUUAAAAAUUCUCCUCCAGGUUCCAAUUCAGCUAUACUCUGGGAAUUGACAGAAAAACAUUUGUCAACAUUUUUACCUGAAUUAUUAGAACAAUUGUUUCCAAGUAAUCCACCUGAAACAAUGAUGACGAUGAUGAUGACAAAUGCUCCUGUGUCAGCAAUGACGACAACAACAACAGCAGUAAUGGAUUUACCUUCGAAUGUUUCAGAUGAAGCUGUCCAAGUUUUAUCUGAUCCAUGUGUAAAUGAAGUUAAUGAAGUUACGCCAUCCCAGCCAUCUCUCUGCAAACCAACUGAUGAUGAUGUUCCCAAUUCAGAUAUUGUUGUGGUAGAACAGAGCGUAAAUCUUCAGCAUGAUAAAACAGGAGAAUUCUCGGAUCCCUCGGCAGCAACAACAGUUUCAGUACCAGUCACGCCUGUAAAUCAAAGCAUAUCUGCGAUUCAAAAUUUGUGA
Trichobilharzia szidati is the source of this 6582-nucleotide messenger RNA. The record is from the annotation of a GenBank genome assembly. Lineage: Eukaryota; Metazoa; Platyhelminthes; Trematoda; Strigeidida; Schistosomatidae.